AUGUCUCUCAGUCAACCCGGCCUGGCCAGUCCUUCGACUUUUGGCGGGCUCCUGGAAAGCCGCGCCAUCUUCAACGCCGCCGAUAUCAAAGUCCAGCAACAUGCCCUUCCGCCACCCACUCGCCGCAACGAAUGGCGGUUCCGCCCAGGCUCGUAUACCCCGCGAGACUUCAUCCGGGAAAUCGCCCUCUUGCUCGAAAGUGUCAUCGUCCAACUUGGACCCGAUGGCCCGGAAGACGCUGAUUCCCGCGCCAUUCUCAUGGACGGCCUGCGGUCCAGCCUUUCCCACGAGGGCCGGGAAACUACACUCCCGCUAGCCGACUGGAACAGCGAGCAGCCCUCCGACCUGACCCGCCACAUCCUUCGUAUCGGCAAGGCGCUUUACCAGUACGCCGCCGAGGCCAACCACAUCAUCCCCGGCGACCCGUCCUUGACUGUUUACAGUCCCUGCGAGGGCCACAAGUGGGUGCCGCCUGCCGGUCGGCUAUUACGAAGCCCACGCAGCUCGCCCAUUCUCAUGAUGCUGUACAAUGAGUGGCUGCAUCAGAUCACCUGUCUACGGGAUAUUCUCAUCGGGUUCGACAAUUUUGAGGACGCCUUGUUGGCGCAGGUGAAAUCCGGACAGGUUUCCCGCGGCUCAUUCCUCGAGGCGGCUAAGGUGCUCACAGGGCCAAGUCUGCCAGCCGGGGGAUACGGGUUCCAGUACGACAAGGGGGUCGUGCUUCCGGCAACCGUGUUCUCUGAGACCUCCUCUGAUCUACUCUUGCAUUUCAGCCGCACAGUUCUCAUUCAAGAAGAAACCCAACGCGCGGUGCUGUUUGUGCCCGCACCAGUCUCUCCAGACGUUGGUAAGGUGGACGUGAGCGACCUGAAAGCUGACUCGUCCGUCCACUUUUCAAGACACAUCUUGGUGGAGGAUGCGCGCAACGUGGUGGGUGAAGACGGCCAGUAUCUCAUCAAGCUGGCGGCACAUAACAACGGCAGCCCGGUGUACUCCGUCGACGUCGCUAGCGUGAUCCGGGGUCUGGAUGCCGCGAGAAACGCGAGCCCGGAGGAGGAGAAGGAAAUCCUGGCGUCCAACGCACCUGGUCGGGUGUACGAGGCCUCAGAGAUCUUGUUGGCAGAUGCGAGCGUCGUGGAGAACAAAUCUUCCCGGCCGGUGGUCAUCCGCGCCGGUGAGGAGGUGGAUCUGCUCGCGCUCUUGGGGAAGCUAGAGGUUGGCAAACACAACAAACAGAUCCCACUCGCCUUCACCAACCUCAGCGUCGCGGCCCCCGAUCCCGGUCUCGUCACCGUUAAGACCCUCCCCAAAGCCAUCAUCAACACCUUCGGUCCCGACCAAGCAGCAUGGCUCACCCUAAACCUCUUUAAGCCUCUCGGGCUCGUAAAGCCACCCAAGAACAAGACCAUCCUGCACGACUUCACCGGCCUUGUCCGCCCCGGCGAGAUGCUACUCGUUCUCGGCCGCCCCGGUAGCGGGUGCUCGACCUUUCUCCGCACAGCCGCAAACCGAUCAGCGUUGAAAGUAACGGGCGAGCUGCAGUACGCCGGGCUUGGGCACGAGGAGUUCUACAAGAAACACCGCCGCGAGACGUUGUAUCUGCCCGAGGAGGAUAAACACAUUCCGACUUUGACUGUGCGGCAGACGUUGGAGUUCGCGCUCCGGAUGAGCUUGUCAACGAGGGAGCGCAAAACUAAACACCUGGGGAAUGCAGUUAAGGAAAUGGCAGCUAUGUUUGGUUUGGAACAUGCCUUAGACACCAUUGUGGGAGGAGGGGCCGUUCGGGGUGUUUCGGGUGGUGAGAAGAAACGCACCAGAGGCCUUGAUUCAUCCACGGCUCUCGACUUCGUCAAGGCCCUGCGCACGUUGACCGAUCUCUCGCAAAAGACGACGUUGGCAACACUCUACCAGGCCGGCGAGAAUAUUUACCGGCACUUUGACAAAGUCAUCUUACUGGAUUCGGGAUAUGAAAUCUACUUCGGUCCCGUUGACAAAGCCAAGCCAUAUUUCGAGGCAUUGGGCUUCGUUUCGGACCCGAGGCAGACGACAUCGGAGUUUCUCACCACUGUGACCGACCCGGCUCAGCGACAGGUUCGGCCUGGGUCCGCAGCGGAAUCCCUGCGCACACCCAAGGAUCUCGCAGAUGCCUUCAGGUCAUCGAAGGAGUUCUCCCAGUUGCAAUCCGAACUGAAUGAUCUUGACCGGUCGUAUGUAUCCCAAUCAGAUCUUGUUCCCACCAGCCCAAUCAAACUCUCAUACCCAUCACAGGUGUGGGAAUGUCUGAGGCGGGAGGUCCAGCUCAUCAACGGUCGCCGCGCAGUGUACUACCAAAAGUGGAUCAACACGGUAGUCCUAUGUUUGAUUGUCGGGAGCGAGUACUUCAACAUCUCAUCGGACGCUUCGGGCGCCUUCACCCGCCAAGGCGUGAUCUUCUAUGCCAUCAUCGCCAAUGCUUGGAUGCAGUAUCCCGAACUGUUUGACGCGCAUUCAAACCGUGCAGUCCUUGAGCGGCAGUCAUCCGUCAACAUGUACCGGUCCUCCGCUGUGGCUGUGGCCCGGAUUCUCAUCGAUAUCCCCAUGAUUGCUUUGCAGCACGCGUUCUUCAUGAUUGCGUAUUACUUCCUAGCCCAUCACACCGUGGCAUACACUGCUGGGGACUUCUUCUACUUUUACUUUGUGCUCUGCUUGUCGACCAUCAAUUUUGCCAAUUUGCUAAGAAUGUUUGCGUAUUACGUCCCAAGCGUUGAGGACUGUUUCCGGAUCGGAGGAAUCGCUUCGACCACAACGGUCUACUUUGCCGGCUUCUUGAUCCCCAUCAACCGCAUGCGCCCCGUAUGGUCAUGGCUCCAUUACAUCAGCCCCCCUCGGUAUUCAUACGAAGCGCUCCUCACCAACGAGCUCCACCGCCUCGAGAUAUCUUGUGGUGACCAACUUGUCCCGGACGUCCCGGGCGCGAACCUCUCGCAUCAAGUGUGUCCCGUUCGCGGUGCGGAAGCCGGUCAGGACGCUGUACCUGGUCUCCAGUACGUUCAAUCCCUCGGCUUCAGCUAUGCCAACCGGUGGCGCAACGUCGGUAUUCUCAUUGGGUUUGCCGCAGCGUAUAUGCUUGUAGGCGUGAUUGGCAGCGAGAUCAUGCACUUUACCUCACAGGGCGGCGCACCUGUUGUCUUUGCCCGCAGAGACAAGAACAGGAAGGGGGAGAAGGAUGCUGCGGCGGAUGUCGAAAAGUCGGCUGCCCUCGGCGAUAGUGGGAGUUCUAGCACGGAAUCAUACCGAGGCAAGCCUAGCCUCGUGUGGAGCGAUGUUACUGUCGACAUUGGCGACAAGAGAAUUCUCCACGGUGUAACCGGCUAUGUCCGCCCCGGUGAGCUGGUAGCCCUCUGCGGAUCGAGUGGUGCCGGCAAGACCACUCUCCUGACUCACCUCACCCAGACGAACCCAGUCGGAGUCUCGGGUGGACAGCUUGAGUUUGGAAACAAGCCACUGGGCCGGUACUUCAAGAAGAUGUCCGGAUUUGCUCAGCAGUCGGAUAUGCACGACGGUACUGCGACGAUCCGGGAAGCGCUGGAGUUCUCGGCUCUGCUGAGGCAACCGUCCAUCUACUCUAAGGCGGAAAAGUUGGCGUAUGUCGACCAUGUGUUGGAAAUUUUGGAUUUGACGCACCUGCAGCACGCUUUAAUUGGGGAUGCGGAUUCUGGGCUUGGGGUUGAGUUGACAAAGCGGGUUACGAUCGCUGUGGAGUUGGUCGCUCGGCCUCAGAUCUUGUUCGCCGAUGAACCGACGUCUGGGCUUGAUUCCCAAGGCGCCGCGGCCAUUGUGAGUUACUUGAAACGGCUCGCGCAACAAGGCCAAGCCGUGCUUGUCACGAUCCACCAGCCGUCCGCGUCGCUUUUCCGGGUGUUUGACAAGGCCGUGGCGCUGUCAUCUGGUGGCCAGCAAAUUUACUACGGCCCUGUGGACAACGUCCUUCCAUACAUUACUCGGAUCAGUGGGACGGAGCACCCCGAUGAUGCGAACCCAGCCGAAGUGUUGCUAGAGACCAUUGGUUCUAAAGCCACCGCGAAGGACAAGACUGAUGGUCUGGAUUGGACGGCAAAGUGGAAAGACUCCCCGGAAGCUGAGGCCGUCCAGAAGACCAUCACUGAGAUCCGGAAGAGUGAGGUGCAGUGGGACAGCAUUGAGCAACAGCGCGAGUUCAACACCUCCAGCUUCAGCCAGACAGUUCAUCUCACGAAGAGGAUGCUCUUGAACCAGUGGCGCAAGCCCGCGUACAUCUACAGCAAGAUAUGGGUCCACACCAUCCAAGCCAUCCUGAUCGGUUUCACAUUCUUCCAGCUCGGCACGUCUCCACUGGACCUUCAAAGCCGUGCCUUCGGCGCAUUCGCCCUCAUCUUCCUCGUCAACACCAUCGUCAACCCAAUCCUCGCCCGCUUCUUCGGCCAGCGUCUGCUCUGGGAAGUCCGCGAGGGUCCAUCGCGCACCUAUGGUUGGCUGGCCCUCUGCAAUGCAAGCUUCCUCGCCGAGCUCCCGGCCAUUGGCGUCACGGGGGUGUUGUACUACCUCCUCUGGUACUUCCUCACGGGCUUACCGAUGGGCGAAGCAGCGGGCUACACCUUCCUGAUCGUGAUGAUCUACGAGGUGUUCGAGAUGACCUUUGGGCUGUUGGUCACGGCCGUGAGCCCGGAUCUGAAGUUUGCCGGGUUGGUGCUGGUGUUCUUGGUGACUAUUUUUAAUUGGUUUAAUGGUGUUGUUGUGCCGUAUCAGCAGAUUCAGGGGUUUUGGAGGUAUUGGGUAUGUUUCCCUUUCCCGUCCAGUCCAGUCCACUUCAAUCUUUCGAGUGAUUCACUAACUCCCCUCCAGCUCUACUACCUCAACCCCCUAACCUACCUCUUCGGGGGCAUGAUCAUCGCCGCGGAUGGCAACGUGGACGUAGUCUGCGAUGAAGCAGACCUCUUCUCCUUCCCGCCUCCCGAUGGCCAGUCCUGCGGCGCCUACGCAGGCGAUUGGGCUGCCAGCGUGCAAGCCAACCUGACCAACCCUCUGUCGAGGGAUAUCUGCCACGUCUGCCAGUACACCAAGGGUACACAGUACCUUGAGCAAUUUGGACUGCGGGACGGUAGGUUGGGGGAUAAUAUGUGGACGUAUUUGGGGGUGUUUGUACUGUUUACGGUGGUGAAUGUGGUGUUGUUUUAUUUUUUUACUUGGGCGACGAGGGUGAGGAAGUGGAAGGUUUUUUACUUUUUCUGA
Messenger RNA from Dichotomopilus funicola, 5247 nucleotides. Its product is annotated as ABC-2 type transporter-domain-containing protein. Lineage: Eukaryota; Fungi; Ascomycota; Sordariomycetes; Sordariales; Chaetomiaceae. Gene Ontology annotation, cellular component: membrane. The transcript has 8 exons. Gene Ontology annotation, biological process: transmembrane transport. The record is from RefSeq and is a predicted model, not a curated record. Gene Ontology annotation, molecular function: ATP binding; ABC-type transporter activity; ATP hydrolysis activity. Bases 1 to 5247 code for a protein of 1748 amino acids.